AUGAUCAAAGCUAUUAAUCAUCUUUCUAGACGACGACUCAAUAUUCAAAAUAAUCCCGUAUCCGAGUCGCUUUUGAAUGCCACAGUUCAAUGUGUAUGUUCGCCAUUUUUUGUCAACAUAUUUAAACAAGUAACUGAACUAAUUGAACUCAACGAUGCACAAGAAUUAUUGUUGAACACAUGUACCGAUUAUAUUGUUUGCUAUGAAGGUAACCGUCGUCAUGAGAUAUUUUCUAUUAUUCGCACAAUUUUGUUGAAACCUUUCACGCAAUGGUUACAACAACAUGCAUCGUCUUUUCGACAAUGGAAUAGAAUCACCAAAAGUUCUUUUGAUAAACUCGGUGGUAUUAUAUUCGAUUUUGGUUUGCAUAAUGAGAAAAUUAUCGGUAAAGAUACAUACGACGAUUGUUGCAAAAUUAUUGAUUGUUAUAUUCUCAUUUUAUCCACAUUAUCAAAUAAUAUCAAUGCAAUUGAUGAAUCAACUAUCGAUUUGCUAGGUAUUUGUAUGUUUCAUUUAUAUGCGUUGACAUUAGAACAGAGCCUACUUGAUUAUAUUAAAAAUCAACAAUUAUCUUCAAUAUUAUUACGAUUGAUUGAUAUUGACAAUGAAGAAGCACAAUUUAAUGCUUAUCGUAUUCUAGCUUCAAUUAUGACCGAACAAGAUAUUAAGAUGUUAGCAAAUCCAGGCAAGAUUUCAAAAGUCUUUAUCACAUUUCUCACCGAUGUUAUUGAUAAUACGAGAAAAAUCCGGCGACUUCGAAAUCUGCUUCGUUGCCUCAAGUGUUUGGUUCAACAUGAUCAAAUCAAAGAAGAAUUGACUAAACAAGGUAUAUUGCCGCAUCUUCUUCGAUGUGCAACAGAAACUAAAUUCGAUCCUGUACAUGAACAACAACCAACACUCGAAAUUCUUCUUGCACUGACUUUUCAUGAUCAAGCAGCAAUAUUACUCAAGGAAAAUUCACAAUUCAUCUCACAUCUUCAUACACUCAUCAAUUCAUCAUCCGAACAAGGUUUACGGCGAGCUGCCGAAGGUUUGCUUUGGAAAUUAGAAAAAGAAGAAAUAGCAACUGCCAAGUUAGUCACCAUUCCGAUUACAAAAGAUGUUCGCCAUUAUAAAUACGACAUCAUGUUGAGCUAUUCUCAUCGUGACAAAGAUCUGUGUCAUCGAAUUUAUGAUCGUCUAGUAAAAGAUAAUUUUCGUAUAUGGAUUGAUAGAGAUCAAAUGCAUGGAUCGACCAUGGUUGCCAUGGCUGAUGCUAUCGAAAACGCUGAAUUUGUGUUCGUGUGCAUGUCGGAUGCCUAUAAACAAAGUGCUUACUGUCAAUCUGAAGCUCAAUAUGCUUAUGAACGUCAAUGUCACUUGAUACCGAUUGUAAUGAAACAAAACUAUCGACCCGAUGGAUGGUUAGGUAUUAUGGUCAGUGGAAAAAUUUACGUGGAUUUUCCUAAACUUGGUUUCGAUCAAGCCUAUCUGAAAUUGAAAAAUGAAAUCGAUCGAUAUAGGCUGAACAUGAAUCUUUCAAUCAGCACUCAAGAACAACAACGAUGUGAGUCGCCUACGACAGCAAAAGUACCUGAAAGAACAAUUGAAACGAUAACAGAUCAGUCAGAUGAACAACCAACAAUAACGAACCAUGAACGAGGAGCAAUUCGAUGA
Rotaria sp. Silwood1 is the source of this 1656-nucleotide messenger RNA. NCBI's taxonomy places the organism in Eukaryota, Metazoa, Rotifera, Eurotatoria, Philodinida, Philodinidae. The record is from the annotation of a GenBank genome assembly.